GAGAAUAAUUAUUUCUCACGCAUUUUAGCAGUUAAGCUCUCAUGAAACUUUCGGUUUUUUCGCUGUCUUUGGGGUAACAUUAUUCUUCUGAAACAUAAGAUUAAUUUAAACGAUGGCCGAAGGCGACAGUUACGGAUGCAAAACGUAUUUUUUGAUUUCGCUCGAAGGACUUCUAUAUUUGUUACAGUUCGUUCUCGGCCUGAUUGCAUUUGCAUUGGUUCUGAGUCAUGAAGAAUCCAGCAUAUUCUCUCAUUAUGGUUUCUUCAUCGUUGUCAGUGCUCUGUGUUGGAUCGGAGCUUUACUCAUUAUCUUCUUCCAUGUGAUUGGUUGCUGUAAAGUCAAGAUACUGGGUGUUUGGCAGAGGGAGUAUUCUCUGUGGAUUUUUCUGCUGAGUUACUGCUUGUCGUACUUCUUCUUUUUCUUGUUCUCCUCGGCUCUUUUGUCCCAGUGGACCCUGAAUUCUGCGCAGUUUAUCAUUGCAGCAAUCUGUGGCUUUAUUUUGGUGAUUGUGUUUUUCAUCCUAUGUGUUAUUUACUAUCGCCGGGUCAGAAAAAUCAGACUGACAGAGGUGGCCUGGGAAGGUGAUAAAUCAACCAGGGCAUAGACAAGCAACAGCUUUUUAAGACUGGCCAUUAAAAAAAACUUGUAAAUGUUUUUCAAGCAAUAAUUCUGAGCUGAAGAAAGUGGUACAACUUAAAGUUUGCUUAGUAAACUCACUUAGACUUUGUUGGUGAAAAUCAAGGUGUGCAUGUAUAAAACUUUUUUUAACAACAGAAUUUGUCAAAAAAGAAAUGGAAAAUAUUGUACUGUUCCCAUUUGUGAGCACAAAGACAAUUUUUUGAGGACAUAAAUAUUGUUGCUGGAUUGAUGUUAUGGAUUUGCUUAUUUUAACUUAACUAAGAUGUACAUUGUGUAUGUUUUAUUUACACUGUUUUGUGGAAAAUAUCACAAUUUACUUUGGCAAUGGAUUGGAUAGUGCCUUUAAUGUGUUGGUAGGAGUUUUUUUUCUUAUCUGUUAUUUACUUGAUUUUAGCAUACAGAUAUUAAUUAUGGCUCACAAUGAGAAUGUCUUUCCCUACUUUUUCAUUUGGCCUAACAUGGCAUAAAGACAUUUAGGGCAUAAACAGCCAAUUUUUUCAGAUUUGUAAUUAGUUUGUCGUAAAUGCUUAGGUCUCACUCCUAAGAAAUUAUUAGUUACUGCCCAAUUUAGUCUGUUCCCUAAAUAGAAAUAAAAUAUGAACUUUUCUUUUUCAAUUUUCCAAAUGCAACGGAAGCUGAAACACUACAGGAAUUACACAUUAAUAUUUUUCAGGGUGGUUAGGCCAAAUUGUUGGUUGAAUUUUUUCUCUCAUUUAAACCUCUAAAAAUCGAUUCUUGUUAGUGUCUGUCAUAAAUUCCUUACAUAUGUAACUAUGAGAAUUUGAAUCAGAGAAUGUUCUGCAAGUGAUGUUUUUCUUUCCUCUUACUAGUGAAAAAAUUAGUAAGUGAUGACACUGUUAAGCAAUGAAAUUCUUAGGGACAUUCCAUGAAAGGACAUUCUCACUGGCACUUAAAUUCAAGGGCCCCUUUUGGCAUUUCUGGUGAUUACUAUUUGCACUAAAAGGUGUCUGUCUAUCUACUGGGCUGUCAUCUGUCUCUGUGUUUGUCAGUCUCCCUCUCUCUGUAAAUCUGUCUGUUACAGUUGCACAACCUUGAAAAUUACAAUCUGCUGGAAGUAAUAAAUUUUACUUAGUUCAUCUCUGAUAUCAAUUUGCAGGAAUAUGCAGUUUAUUUAAACUGAACAGAUCUGACUAAUUUUAUCACAGUUUGCAUUUGGUAAUGGCCAUUUAUUUCACAUAAGUUUUGGUAGAAAAAGUUCUGUAGUAAUGAGAGUAGUGUUACCAGAAUGUACUGGGUCUCUCUCUAUUUUAUGUAAUAUAUUUCUGUGCUUAAGCUGCAUUGAUAACUUAUUUUUUCACUUCUCAAACCUUUGAAUGGGUAGCAACUAAAGUUACCAAUUUUUACCUAUGUAAUUAUAUAGUCUGAUUGUCCAGGUGAGAGUUAUCCAAAAUUGUUAUCCUAAAGACUGUGUUUUACGAGCUUGACUCCUAUGGUGACUUGUGUUCAUCAGUCAAUGCUUCCAACAACACUACUUAGUUAGGUCCAGGAACACUCUAACCUGGACGAUCAGAUCAUAUCAUCUAUCUUUACCCCUGGGUUCAAUCCAUGCACUGUGUAAUGACCUAGCUCUGGCUGCAGACCUUACUUGGCACACUUGUAAGGUUUCAGCUAACUGCAGCACAUAAUGUGUAACAGUUAGCAUUUUGGCAUAGUGAGCUAAUGAUUAAUAGCAAAAACACUUGAAGUCAGGUAUUUAUGAGAUGAUCUGAUUUUUGAUUGAAUGUUAUCAGUAGGUAGAUAUUAAAGUUUAGCUUCUAAAUGUA
Messenger RNA from Stylophora pistillata, 2423 nucleotides. RefSeq lists its product as uncharacterized. NCBI's taxonomy places the organism in Eukaryota, Metazoa, Cnidaria, Anthozoa, Scleractinia, Pocilloporidae. Gene Ontology annotation, cellular component: membrane. The record is from RefSeq and is a predicted model, not a curated record.